Nymphalis io (European peacock) is the source of this 1336-nucleotide messenger RNA. RefSeq names its product 23 kDa integral membrane protein-like. The coding region runs from base 151 to 960 and encodes 269 amino acids. The transcript has 5 exons. The record is from RefSeq and is a predicted model, not a curated record. Gene Ontology annotation, cellular component: membrane. Lineage: Eukaryota; Metazoa; Arthropoda; Insecta; Lepidoptera; Nymphalidae.
GAAUUAAUUCUGUACGUCGGUGUGUCGUUGCACCGUCAGUCGUGAGUUACGCGAGCGGAGCGACAUACAAACAUUCUCUGAGGUGGAACAGCCGCGGCCGCUUUGUUUUGGCUUUCAACCGAGAUAUCGGACAUGUGAGCACGAAACACAAUGGCUCUCUCAUCGGAUUGCUGGAAAUAUCUUGUGCUGACCUUCAAUAUUUUGUUCGCUAUGUCAGCAGUAGUACUUUUUGGCGCUAGUGGAUUUUUUCUCUACCGGCUCUUUAUCUACCGCCACUUCAUUGGAGUUGGCGUACAGUACCCAGUAAUUUUAUUGCUGAUGAUGGCCAUAAUUACCUGUUCCAUUGCCUGGAUCGGUUGGAGAACGGCCAAGUCUAUGCAUCAAAUUCAUGUUAUAAUGACCGGUAUCCUCAUCAUACUGGUUGUGGUUAUAGAAUUCUCGUGCUUCGUGUGGGCGAUGGUGGCUUGGGACAACAUCGAGAUAGACAUUAAGACGACAAUGACGUCAUACUUUAUGUUGACUGGUGAAAACAAAGAAACUAAUGCGGAUUCAGUCCGAUGGGACAGAUUGCAUGUUAAGUUUGAAUGCUGUGGAGUGAGUGGUCCGAACGAUUAUAGCUCAACUGGUCAUGUCCCAUUUUCCUGCUGCGGCCAAGGACCACUGGACUCUAUGCAGAAACCAUAUACCUCAGACUGCUCAACUCUAUACCAAAGAGGUUGCGGUAACCUGUUACACGACUACGCUAAGAACCAGCUGUUAAUGGUUGCUAUUGCGGCACUCAUAGCUUCAAUGUUGCAGAGCACAGGUAUAUUCUGCACAUUCUUCUUGGCGCACGCGAUCACGGAGAAACGAAGAGCUUCCAUCAGGCAUUCGAGGUCAGUGCGAGAGUCGACUUUCGCCGCGCCAGAUGACACCUUGCUGACACCGACAGCCCCUGCACCAACCUUGCCAAAGUAUUAGAAUUAUAAUAUAAAUAAGUUAUUAAUAAUAUUAUAGACUUCUUUUCAUUUUAUAUUACUGUAGUAGAGCGAACCGGAUCAGCACCUACGCAUAAGAGGCUUCGAAACUUUAAUAAACGUAAUAAAGUACUUAUGAAGAGAAAAUGAAAACAAACGUAGAAAAACAUUUUGUUUAGGAUGUCAUAAACAACGCAACGAUUGCAUAAAAUUAAAUAGAUUCAAAAAAAGAAAAUAACAUUAAGUUGGAUAAAAAAAAAUGACAAAAUUAGAAUGGUAUUUUGUCAUUAUUUUUCUUUGGUAUAACUUUCUAUAGAAUAUUUACCUUCACUUAACUUGUAAACUUCACGUAAUUGUAAUUUACAGCUAUAUAGGUAUAU